Molecule: messenger RNA, 10935 nt
Organism: Brassica rapa (field mustard)
Lineage: Eukaryota; Viridiplantae; Streptophyta; Magnoliopsida; Brassicales; Brassicaceae
Product: high affinity nitrate transporter 2.3
Biological process (GO): transmembrane transport
Molecular function (GO): nitrate transmembrane transporter activity
Source: RefSeq, a predicted model, not a curated record
AGAUGGAGAAAGUGUUUCAAGUGUUUGAAGAGAAAUAAACUUUGUGAAGAGAAAUUUUUUUAUAACUUAGAAGAAGAUUUCUAUUACUUGAAAGUUUCUUACAAACUUUAUAUUUUUUCUUGAUAAUCCAAAAUGAGAAGGGAGUGGAAGUAUUUAUAGCUUUCAUAGUAUAAAAUAUUUUAAAUAUUUUAAUCCUAAAUCUAGAUAAUUCUAGUAUAAUAUUUAGAUUAUUUUAUCCUAAUUAUCUAGAUAAUUCUAUAAGAAUAUCUAAAUUUUUAUUUUAUAGAGGCGGAUGAUUUCUCUAGAACUUGGACUAAGUUUUGGAUCAACACAUGAUUAGCCCAAUAAUAUUUGAUCCAAAUCAAGUUUAUUUUUCAACAAGUUUGUGGCGGUCUGUCAUGUAAAUUUUACAGUGACCAGUUAUGUGAUAUAUUCAGCUGAAAUGGUUGCAUGGCAAGUAGCAUUUCACCAACAAAGUACGUCUGGAUUAUUGUAACGUUUACGUUUUGAUAACAUACUUAUUAAUAUAGGUUUUACAAUUAACUUUUUUCUCAAAAGCAACGCAUAACGAAGAAGGAUGAUCAUGUCUACAUUGUUUUGUUUCUUCUUUUCUAUAGCAUAUUCUCUGCUCCUUUCAUGAUAAUUUGUCUAUAUAUCUGUGAAGAAACUAAGCGGUUCAGCUUUCAUUUCAUUCUAUUAAAGAUGGUCAUUAAUCAGAGCUAAAAUACAUGCCCGUUUACUGAUCACGUCUAUACCCAAAACGUUCCGAUUAUUAUCAGUCUUUUUAAAGUACCAAUUAUACUAUCUUAAGAAUUUUUGUCCACGUAUGAGAACAAGACAGCUAGAUGACGUGUGAUAACUCAGUUGUUUGAAUGAUGAGGAUUACAGUCAGAGAAAGGAUGCCAAACGGCCCGUACAUCUUCCGCAUCAUAAGGAAAGAACCCAAUGUUGUGAUCUGUACGGUUCUAAAAAUAGUAUUCAGAGAUAAGUCAAUUGGACUAUCAUUAAUGUAUGUCAAGCAAGUCAAUAAUUAGCACCCAGCAGAAAACCAAUAUGAGCACGUUAAGCAUCAACUACUUUUCUGGUGAACAAGCUCCGCGUUCACUGUUAGGUGAAAUUGCCGUCAUUCGAGCGACUAUUUUCUGAAUUAAAUAUUUGUGGGAAGUACAUGUUAGAAAAGGGAGCCCAAUUUAUUCACGCAGAAAAGAGAAUAUAUUUUUAACCCACAAGUUUUGACUCCAAUCUAUUCACACCCGUUUACUUUUGAAUAUAGCCUCUUGAAGUCUAUAAACUGCCACUUGAAGUCUAUUAUCUAUACUAGGGUUUCUUCACUACAAAAUCCCGUAUCUACGCAAUCCAGAUCAAUUGAAAAGCCAAUCUGAAAGGGCAUCUGAAUCUUUCAAUUUGUCUGGUUCGUUGUAUUUUUCUAUAUUUGUCAAACUAUAACCUGAACCAGACAAACCAUAUAAUAAAAAAAGAUUGAGAAUGUGACCUAUUAAAGACAAAACCAAUCCAAACAAGUGUAGGUUUCGAUUCGUUCUAUACAUAGAUCUUAAUUAAACCGAAACAGUAAAGACUAUUUCCGAGUCCAUGCUAAAUUUCUCAAAAACUAAUCAAUGUACAAAUUACUGGUUAAGCAAUGGAGUUCCAAGAAACAAAAAACGUUUUUUAGAAAAGGGUUAAAAAACGUUUUUAUGCAAUAGGAUUAGAUCAUUCAGAUUAUAUAAAAAAUGAAAUAAUACGAGCCGUUCACUACGCUCACUGAAACUACACCAUCUUAAUUUGCUGGAAAAUAGGCCCUAGGAUGUUUGCAUUCUUUGUUCAACAUAUAUAUGAUGCUUUGAAAUCUACCAAGUUGCAACUAAGAUAAGCCAUAUGAACAUUGAGUAAAUUUAAAAAAGUCAAUGAGCCAUUACUCAUGUUCUGAAAGAUCGAUUGAGAAUUUGUUUUUAUUUGACAUUUCCACAAGAUUUGAACUUCAUAACCUAUACAAAUUGGACUUUAAUAGUUGCAUGCCUUCCCUACAUGUGAAAACAAUAAAACAAAAAGCAUUACCAUCAUAUUAUUUUUUGGUAAUGCUUUUAGUUGUAUUGUUUUCUCUUAUAGUUAAAUCUUAAUCUGAUGGGAAAAAAAUGUAGCGAGUAUAUACGAUGUUUGGUUUUUAUUUUAUAACAUUAACUAGUUACAAUCUUGUAUAAAUUAGAAACAUAAAGCUGGACAAAACUCUUGUAAUAUGUUAUUUUGAGAAUUAUUUUAUUUAGAACUAACCAUUUGACGGAUACUAUAACACUUAGAAACCAUAUAUAUUAAAAAAAUAUAUGUUAGAGCAUAUAUAUACUGAGAUGUAACAAGAUUUAGGAAGAUUUAAGAUUGUCAACUUAUCAUUUCGUUUCAUAGUGAGCAAUGAGGAUAACCUAUGAACUAGACAAUAGUUAUAUAUUAUAUAAAGUUCAGAAACGUUAAGGCAUGCAUAUAUUAUAUAAAGUUUAGAAAAGUGAGGGCACUUUUGUAGGACUUAUAUUAAGAUAGUAAUUAUUUCAUUUGGUGAGUCGACCACAUGAAAUGCUCAAGAGACAUUUUAAAUCGUUAAAAGACAUUUUGACGCUUUCCCCAUCAUUGAUGUGUACGGCCUUAGGCCUUUUUAGCUAUUGCUACUGGCAUGCCAACUGUCAACCUUCGUAUAUAUAUCACCAAUUUAGAACAAUUUCACAUAAUACUUUUUAUAUAACCUGCCCAAUCUAUCGAAAACCUUUUUACGAAAUGAUACUGGAAAUGAAACGUUUUUCUUAUGAUUUUUUUACUCAGUAUCAUUUUUUGUUAAAACAUUGUACUUAAUUCAUAGGAAAGACUUUGCGGAUGUUGCUUGAUAAAACCUCACGACUUCUGUAUCAAAAUACCAAAAUAAAAAAAAUGUCGAUUGAUAAAUCAGAAAGGAUUAGGUAUUUAGGUUUGUUCUGGGGUUAGUAAAUACACUUAUAACUUCUUGCAUAGCGUAUGUGUAAGGCAAAACUCAAAACAUAAAUGUGGUACGCAAGUAAUGAACUAAUGAUCAAGCACGUAAUAGCAGCUACAUUAUGGAGAAAGAAUAUGAAAUUAGUUCUCAAAUUCUAAAACUGAAUUGCCUUAUCUUUUUCCGCCGUUUAUAACCAAAAUAUAUAAGUACACAUUUCAUCUUUGGACCCACCUAACCCUACCUACAAUAGGAUGUUCAUAUUCCCCCGGGCUAUAUAUAGUUGCAUUUCUCAAUCUCCCAAUGCACCAAACACACAACAAAGAGCAAUAAACAAUUCUCACCCCACUCAAGAUCUUUCAUCCUACUCUCAACAUCUAAAUGGCUUCUAAUGAAGAAGGCUCUAUUGGAACCUCCUUGCAUGGAGUCACUGCAAAAGAACACGUCUUCUCCUUCUCUGCCGAUGCUUCAUCCCAAGUUGUCCCAUCGAACGACCCAACUUCUAAAUUCGCCCUUCCUGUUGAUUCGGAACACCGGGCCAAAGUGUUCAACCCACUCUCAUUUGCUAAACCUCACAUGAGAGCCUUUCACUUAGGAUGGAUCUCAUUCUUCACUUGCUUCAUCUCAACCUUCGCCGCUGCACCUUUAGUCCCCAUCAUCCGUGACAACCUCGACCUCACCAAAACCGACAUCGGGAACGCAGGAGUAGCCUCCGUCUCCGGUGCCAUUUUCUCAAGGUUAGCCAUGGGAGCGGUUUGUGACCUCCUCGGAGCACGGUACGGAACCGCCUUCUCGCUCAUGCUAACCGCUCCAAUGGUCUUCACAAUGUCGUUUGUGACCGGCCCGGUUGGAUACUUAGCCGUCCGGUUCAUGAUCGGGUUCUGCCUCGCCACGUUCGUGUCUUGCCAGUAUUGGACCAGCGUCAUGUUUAACGGGAAGAUCAUAGGGCUAGUGAACGGCUGUGCCGGUGGGUGGGGCGAUAUGGGAGGUGGAGUUACUCAGCUACUCAUGCCAAUGGUCUUCCACGUCAUCAAGUUGGCAGGAGCCACUCCGUUCAUGGCUUGGCGCAUAGCAUUCUUCGUCCCUGGCUUUCUUCAAGUAGUAAUGGGCAUCCUCGUCCUCACUUUUGGCCAAGAUCUUCCUGAUGGUAACCUCAGUACCCUUCAGAAGAGUGGUCAAGUCUCUAAAGACAAAUUCUCCAAGGUUUUCUGGUUCGCUGUGAAGAACUACAGAACAUGGAUUCUAUUCGUUCUUUAUGGAUUUUCCAUGGGAAUUGAAUUAACUAUCAACAACGUUAUCUCCGGAUAUUUCUUCGACAGGUUUAACCUAAAACUUCAAACAGCCGGUAUUGUAGCAGCCAGCUUCGGAAUGGCAAACUUCUUCGCCCGUCCCUUCGGUGGCUACGCUUCUGAUGUAGCAGCCAAACUAUUUGGCAUGAGAGGCCGGUUAUGGAUCUUAUGGAUCUUUCAAACCGUGGGAGCUCUCUUUUGCAUCUGGCUAGGUCGUGCUAAUUCACUUCCCAUUGCAGUUUUAGCAAUGAUACUUUUCUCAAUCGGUACACAAGCCGCUUGUGGAGCCCUCUUCGGGGUUGCACCAUUCGUCUCUCGCCGCUCUCUAGGGCUCAUAUCGGGACUAACUGGCGCCGGAGGAAACUUCGGAUCCGGUUUGACUCAACUGCUUUUCUUCUCAACUUCGAGGUUUAGUACAGCGGAAGGACUCUCGUUGAUGGGCGCUAUGGCGGUUUUGUGCACGCUCCCGGUUGCGUUUAUACAUUUUCCGCAAUGGGGAAGCAUGUUUCUGAGACCGUCGAGGGAUGGGGAGAGAUCCAAGGAGGAGUAUUACUACAGCUCUGAGUGGACAGAGGAUGAGAAACGACAAGGGUUGCACGAGGGAAGCAUCAAAUUCGCUGAGAAUAGUCGGUCUGAGAGAAGCCGGAAAGUAGCUUUAGCUGACUUUCCGACACAGGAGACUGGAAAUCAGACUAUUGUUUGAAGACAAUUCGCAAGAGAUAUUUCCUUAUAUAUGCAUAACCAUUUUAUAGUUUCAAAUUCGUGUCAUAACGUAUCUGAUUUCGGCACUUACGUAUAUAAGUUACUGUAAUCUCGUUUCAGUGAAAGGCAAAGAGUAUUCAACAAACAUCUUUUUCAGCAAUUAGAAGCAAUUUUCAGUCAGAUGUGUGUCAAGGGAUAACAAGAAAAAAUGUUCAUCCAUUAAGAUGCAUGAAGUGCUUAAGAGUGCACAUGAAAACUUUAUGAAACCAAGACUACGGAAGAAGCAAUCUAAAGAGUAAGUCUUCACAUCACUGAAACAGAUCACACACCCCAAAACAAAUCCGAACAGAGUGAGCAUGUGGAUAAUGUUUGUACACACUCCAUUCAAGAAAUUCUAUCAGUGGGAUAUCACAACAAGGAUACAGUCAAAAUUCUUCAGACUCUCCUCCAACCAUAUACAUGCUUCCAAAUCAGGGCAGUAAUAAAGAGUUAGCAUUAACAAAAACACAAUACUAAUGAACAAACAACAAAAAAUCAUCCGAAACAAAUACAAAAGAAAAAAGAUCACAAACCUAAAUGAUUUGUCGGCUCAUCCAACAGAAGGAUCGUUGGCAUAAUGAAAAGUGCUCUUGCCAACGUAAUCCUCAUCCUCUAUCCACCAUAAAAGUCUUUUGUCUUCUUAGCUUGCAUCUCCUUAUCAGAACCAAGACCAAGCAGUCUCAGCAACACGCUUCUCUGCAGAUGAAGCAUCCAUGGCUUCCAACCGCUCAUAGAUGGUAUCGAGUCACUCUCCACCUCCAUCAUCCUAAUUAAAGCCAAAACAAUAACCAACCUUACAAUCAGCAUCUAACAUAAAAUAUUGAAUUAAGCAUCAAUUCUAUUGUUCUUUCAACAAACCUGGUCAACAAGAGUUUUGAUCUCCUUCUCUAACUUCAAAAGUCUGACUUUCUUAAUUCGCCUAAACUCUUAUACUACCGGAUAGGUCCACUAUGUAUUUGUUGAUAUGGUGACAUUUUGAAGUUGUGAAUUUUUCAGUUCCUGAAAGGCCCAUUAUGUAUUUAUUGAUAUGCUGAAAUUUUGAAGUUGUGAAUUUUCCAGCCAUGUUUCCUGAGGAUAUUGCAUUAAUGUAUGUCUUCUUUAUAUAAGAAAUCAUUGUCUAACAGUGUUAUCUUGAUCUUCUGCUUAAUAUGAACUCUUAGCUAUCGCAAUUUCCUGGUGAUAUAGAAUGGCUCAACUAGCUUCGAUGAAAAGUGGUUCUAAGUAGAUAUGUGAAGGAGAGAUUAGGGCUUAAGAAAAAAAAAGGUUGCAUCAGACAGUGGAAGCCUUAUUUGUCUUGUAUGAAUGUGUCGGCUUAUGAUAACACGGUAUAGAUUGUUUUAAAUGUAAUUUGCAUCGGCGUUAAGUUUAAUCCUUUCUUCUCCCAAUGAUUUUUGCAGUCUUAAGGUGGUUUCUUUAUAGUUCAAGUGAUAUUUAACAGUUGUGCUUUGUUUACAUGAUAGGUACAAUCUUAAGAGUACGAUACUGAUGUAAAUAAGAAACUCCUCCUCGAAGAUGAUCAUGAUGAUUGAUCAUGAACAUGAUAGGUCUUAUCGAAAAAUUCCGUCAGCUUUUGUGUUCUAUUUCACCUUGUAGAUAGACUGUAGAAUGUAGUCAGGUCCACGAGUAUACAAGUUGGGAAUAGUUAUUCCUUGUAUAUAAAGUGUAAAUAGAUAAAAGCUGGUUCUACGUGGAAGUUGAAGACUCUCUCGUACAAGUAGAUGGAUUGUUGUUCAUUUGAUAUGAUGUAUCAUCAAGAUCUUAAUCAUUUCUUUCACCUUGUAAUUUAUCAUAUAUUUCUCUGUAUAUUUAAAACGCAUGUGCAUUUUCAAAUUUGUGACUCAAAUAUGUUUAUCUAAAUUUUUGGUAUGUGCAACAAAAAGAAUUCUUUUCUCAAAAUGAUAAAUGUGUCACUCUUCCGCCCUAAACUUUAUUUUCGAGAAUAGUGACCGGAUAUUCGUUGUAAUCUAAUUCUGUUUUUUGUUUGUUUGUUUAUGUGUCACUAAUAAUCUUAUUUUCAAGUCCUCGUUGGUUAUAGGGACAUGCAUAUAACCAAACCGAAUUUGUGAAUUAUAGUUGAACCUAGAAAAAUGUAAUUAAGCAUUGGUAAAGUAAAGUGUAAGCAUAUUCCAGUUUAAAGUACGAUAGGGUUCUAGUUUCCUUUCUAUAUCUCCCAACAUACAAAAUUGUUGAUAGUUUAAUUUUAUUUCAGUAUUUAAAUUUCUGUUAUUGUUUUUUCUUCUAAAAUAUGUGAAUUGUGAUAUUAAUAAAUAUUUUUUUUGUUUUUUUUGCUUAAUUAAAGAUAAUUUUUGUUCCAAAAUAGUUUUGCUAGUUUGAAGUAUCAUGCAUGUUUUCUAUUGAAGUUAUUGUUAUAAAAAGUUUUAAAUUUAGUAGAUUUUCUUUUAUCAUAAUCUAGUGUUAUUUGACUUGUUAUUUUAGGACUUUUUAAGCAUGAAAUUUUUAAAUUUUAAUUGUAUAUGUUAUAUUCGCAUAUUAUUUAUGAUGUUUUGUUAAUGUAACUUAUGUUUGAUGACACCACAUACACAUUCAUGUUUUCACUAUAAUUCUAUACAACCUAGACUGAAACUCAGAUAGAACAAAAAAAAACUGAAUCAUUGACUCAUAUUUGUUAAGUCAAUGAAAUCGUCUGGUUUGGGAGGAAGAUUCAACCAAACCGUCAAUUGGGUUACGUCUCCGUAUAAAAAUUAAUGUCUGAAAUGUUUUGUCCAGCGAAGAAGAAAGUUCGUCGUCCUUAUCAUCAUCAUUCACUCAUUGUAACAGAACUUUGGAAAUUAGCGUGGAGAAAUAAAAUAAAUCAUAUAAAAGUUUUACAAAAUACCAAAGUAGAGAAAAAAUGUGAACAUGAAGAAAGAAAAAAGGCAAAAGGCAAACCAUUGACUCCUAUAAAGGCCACAUGCCUUUCUCUUUUCUUUCUUUUAAUUUGAUAGAUUAUUGUUCUCUCAUUGUGGGUCUCAUCAUGUCCUACUUGUGCAAGAAGGUGUUGUGAAUAGAGUCUAUAUUCGGUUUACUUAUGUCUCUACUAUACACGUCGGUCAGUUUAUUUGUGCAGCAGUGAUAGUAGUUCAAGCGAGAAUUCAAAUGAAUCAAAUAGAUUGAAAGUGAUUUUUGUAGUGAUCACUUCGUUGAAAUGUUUGAUGGCAUUCUUAUUGUAUUCGUAUCGAAGGACAGUAACAAUCGAAUGGAUAUUCAAAUAGUAUAAGAAGUUGCAUUUAACUCUUAACAUCGAUGGAUGGACUUUGCCGUCAUUUUCAAAACGUAUAUGGAGAAAAGUCUUAUGCUCUAUGCGAUUUAAUUAAAACAUAUAGUAUCAUAGUCAUUGUAUCAUAAGCUGCCACUUUUAUCGUUGUUAGUUGUUUAAACUUUGUAGCUUUAUGUCUUGGACCUCCGAUAAUAGGAUUUAAAUUCAAAUGACAAGUGUGAAUAUGUUUUAUAAUUAGUUUGAAUUUUCUAUUAUCUUGAAAAAAACUGAAAUCGCACAUCUAAAUAUUACAUGUGAUAAUAAUCUAUACGAAGAAAGUGGAUCACGACACAACAAAUUAUAUAUGUUUUUCCACAAAAAACAAAUUAUAUAUGCAUGCAUGAAAGAAUCCUCGAAUAUUCUGGUUACAAUUUCGUUUUUAUCAAGAUAAUGAUGUGCAUUAUAAUUCUAUAACAUCUCCCAUGUAUUUCUUUCUCUUUAUUUGCCUUUUUCUUAAUUUUUCUUUUUCUUUUCUUUUAUGGUCUUUUGGUCCACUUUUCUUGGCAUGCCCCCACGUGGUAAGAACCCAAGACAAUCAUCAAGGCUAUGAAAAUGAUAAAAAUAACGGGGAAUAAUUUUUGGUCCCUUCUUUGGUUUAAGAUUACCUGGCACAAAACUAUAUAAAAAUAAAGAUAAAAAUAUAUACCGUUUUACUAUUUUAGUCAUUUUCUCUUAACCUUUUUUAAAAACACAGUCAUUUUCUCUUAACCAAAAUGUAUAAUAAAAGACCUCUUGCAUAGCAACCACCUUUAAUUAUUAAUAAAAUAAGUUUUAAAUGAGGAAAAUCAUGUGCCUUCAUGUUAUUCUCGACGACUCAACCAAACCCUUCUUAUAGCAACAUGCAGUAAUUGAUUUAAUUAACGAGUUUGGUUAUAUUAUAUAACUUUAUUUCUUAUUUUACCAUUUUCACUAGAUCUAUAAACUGUAUAUCGUUCCUAACCAUGUACAAUAUGUACAAGCGCCACGGUAGAAAAGAUUUGAAACGAAUCUUUAAAAUGUUGUUUCUUUAUUAAAAGAAUUAUAAUGUGGUCUCCUUAUUUCUUGGAUUCUUUUGGCUUAUACAUGAUUUUUUCAACAUGAAAUUUAAAUGUCUAGAGUAGAGAAAUCACUUGAAAUGGAAAUUCCAUGAUCGUAUGACUCGUUUUCUAGUUUAGGCCAACUCCAAUAAGGCACCAAAAUACCAAAUUUCAUCUACAAUAGAACACUAAAAAUUAUAUUAUUUCACUAAAUUUGGUGUAAUACUAUUUAUCACACCAAAUAUUUAAUAUAUAUAUUUUAUUGUUUCAUUUAAUAAUAUAGUUAUUUUUUAGUUAUAUUUACACCAAAUUUGUAACUAAAUAUAAAUAUAUUGUAUUAUUUUUAUUUUUAAAUGAUUUUCUAUAAUUAAACUUUUUUAUAUUUUUUCAAGUAAGAAAUCAAGAAAUGAUUGUUAUCAUUUAAUUUAUAUUGUAAAACAAUAUCAUAGAACUUUUAUAUUUUAUUUUUAAUAAUAUAAAAUCUUAAAUAGUAUUUUAUAAAAUAUAGAAAUUAAUAAUAUAAGUUAGAUAAGAUUAAAAUGCAUAUUAAAUUUGAAAUAAACACUCAAAACAUGAAAUAAAUAUAUUAUUUUGUUAUGUGCUUUUCAUAGUCAAUAGAUUGUAAACUUUCAUAUAUUAUUUUAUAUAAAAUGAAUACAUAAAAUUAUAAUAUUUUUCGAAAAUAUAAAUUUAAUUAAAUUUUAUAAACAUAAAAUUACAAAAAAUUAGCAAACAUAAUAUCUAAGUAUGAUAAAAUAAUAAUUUAUGAAUUUUAAAUUAUAAAAAAGAUAUAAAAGUUAUUAAAACUAAAAACAUCAUAUAAUAAUAUUAUUUUUGGUGUAAUAUUUGGUGUUAUGAUUUGAGAUGACAAAAAACAUAAUACAAAAACACCAAAUUUGGUGUCAUGGUUGGAGAUGCCCUUAUAAAUUUACAAAAAUAUAAUUCAACCACUACUAAUUUAUUGUCUUUUUUUUAACUAAGUCCUAAUUUACUAUCAACCAGCAGUUGAUUAAACUCUCCCGUUUAACUGUUAGUUUAAAGUAUGAUUAAAAAAGACAAUAAUUUGGAACAUUAUGGUAAAAUAUGAUAAAACUUUUAAUUUUUCUAAAGUGAAAAAGGCUUUUACAAAAUAAUUUCAGUUAUAUUUGCUGAUAAAAAAUGGAUAUAUAAAAGGAUGAAUUCUAUAAGCGUGUUGAAAAGUUUUUUUGUUACUUUUAUGUUAUUUAUUUUUUAAAUCCUUUAGUUUCCUCGAACUCGAAUGGAACUUUUUUUUGAACUUAACUCGAAUGGAACUUUCCUAGAAGAAAGUUGAAAACUCGAAAACUAGCAUGCAUAUAUAAUGAUGAUGAUCACCAUCAUGAACGACGUGCAUGAUGAUAAUAGAUGGAAGCAACACUAAUCAUGAUCCCAAGUUCUCAAUACAUGUUCAUGUACAACGAUAUGAAUUAAUAUUGAAUGAUAUGUCGCAUCAAACGCACAUGCACAAUAAGAAAUGAAUACGACGGCUAUGUUGAUGUUAGUUUUAAUUUCUUAUUAGUGACUGUGUUUAUACAGAAAUAAAUAAAUAAUUUUGGCUUUACUACCAUUAAGAGUGAGAGGAAGUAAGUAGUAACUAGAGCUUGAUCCGCGCACCCGCGCAGGUGUUAGUUUUGUUUAUAAAUGAAUAUUUAUUUGUAUAAGUGA